AUGCCACCAAAGUUCAGGAACCCCUGCUCAUAUCUCCCGCGACGGCUACAGAUAGUCGCAUCUCUUGCUGGCUUCAUUGUCUUGUGCAUCGUCUUUCUCGGCAGCUCCUCUAAAACCGACCCCUACCUCGAGAAAGUGCCAUAUGGACCGCAACUGGAGAAAGGCGCGCAUGAGCUCGUCGAUCAGUCGCAAAGAUUCAAUCCAUUCCGAACACCAGCGCAUACGCCUCCGCCGGACCAAGCGAACAGUCGAUCAGGCGAUACGCGGUGGUUCAGCGACUUGAAGUGGAAGAAUCCGUUCAGUAGCAGUGUUACGAUCGACGCCGAGAGGACGGUGCUACCGCCGUUGCGGGAGAGGACGCGGGUGUAUACAUACUUCGACGCCGCAGGACGAAGAAAAGACGAGAAAAGCCGGCUGGCGGAGGAGGAAUUAUUGCAGAUAUGGCGAAGAGCUUGGUGGGCGCAAGGUUUCAAGCCUGUUGUAUUGAGCUCGGCAGAAGCGAUGCAUAACCCGCUUUAUAAGAGGGUACAACACUUGAAUCUGCAGCCAGAGUUGCAGUUGGAGUUUAUGAGGUGGUUGGCGUGGCACAAUAUGGGCACUGGCAUUUUGUGCAACUGGCUGGCAUUGCCGAUGGCGCACUACGACGAUACUUUGCUCAGCUUCCUGCGGAAGGGAGAUUACCCAGCCCUGACACGGUACAAACAUCUGGAGAAUGGACUGUAUGUUGGAUCGAAGGCAUCAGUGGAGGCACUCCUGAACACUGCGCUCGAUUCGUCGAAAUUGGAACAGGCGUCUUCUCUGACUGACCUUGUACCCUCUGAUACAUUCAAGGUCGACUCAGACCACGACAGCAUCGCUUUCUACAGUACAAGCACCAUCAAAGACAAGUACGGCGUCAUCAGGGAGAAGCUUGACAAGGACGAAACCAGAGCCGACGGCCUUGCUUUGCUUCCCACACUAAUCAACAGCCACCUGCACAUGACAUGGCAGAACUUCUUCACAGAUGGUAUAGCGGUUACCAAACCACUGGCGCAGAACACGACAGCAAUGAUCGAGCCGGCAAUUGACAUCGCCACGAAUCUGUCUCAAUGUUCUGCCUCUCCAAUGCCAUCUUCCUGCCCUCCGAACCAUCCAAAUUGCAGACCCUGCGUCAGCAGUCAGCCGCUGAGAGUCAUCACACCGCCAGUGUUCAGAAACAAAAGCAGUCAAUUCACCAUCACAACCGUACCGCACCCAUGGACGCUCCAAAGCCUAAUACAUACUAAAGACAACAUGGAGAUUCGGUACAUCCGACGAAACACCACUCGCGACACCUGGAUGAUGGCGGCCACCAAAGAACUCCUGGGUACCGGCAUCUCCUCUUUUGCCCGCCUCGCGCCCUUCAAAGAAGCAGUGGCUUCCGAGCACGGCAUCGCGCGCUCCCUUUGGCUAACCGCCGAACAACCAUCUCAAGUCUCCAGCCCCAAAGACCUGGAAGAUCUUAACUGGAUCUUCGGCUUCGACAUCGCAGGCGCUCGGCUCAAGAGCGGCAAGUCAGAAACUCCCGUCCCGGGACCCGAGCGCCGACCUCCGCCACCAAAGCAAGAGUUCGACGGUCCAGUGCCUACGGAAGACCAGCUGAAGAAGCAGAAAAUGCUCGUCCUCAACGGCAAGGCAUUCGUGCAGCAAGGCGAGCGGAGCGGUGGGAAGAAAGAGACUGUGCAGAAGCGGGAGGCGAUGGAGGCUUGGAACCUUGCGGAUGCAGAGAUCUGGAAGUUCGUGCGUGCUUUUGGCGCGAGGAGGACACUGGAAAGGCGGACUUGGGAGGAUGAUGAGAAGAGCUAUUUUGGGGGCAAGGGAGUUUACGAUCGGUGGAGGGAUGUUUUGCCUGGGUCGUGA
Saxophila tyrrhenica is the source of this 1878-nucleotide messenger RNA. RefSeq lists its product as uncharacterized. The transcript has a single exon. The coding region runs from base 1 to 1878 and encodes 625 amino acids. NCBI's taxonomy places the organism in Eukaryota, Fungi, Ascomycota, Dothideomycetes, Mycosphaerellales, Extremaceae. The record is from RefSeq and is a predicted model, not a curated record.